Molecule: messenger RNA, 1286 nt
Organism: Entelurus aequoreus (snake pipefish)
Lineage: Eukaryota; Metazoa; Chordata; Actinopteri; Syngnathiformes; Syngnathidae
Gene: mbip
Product: MAP3K12 binding inhibitory protein 1
Exons: 10
Coding region: 44-1063 (339 amino acids)
Source: RefSeq, a predicted model, not a curated record
CCAAUCAGCGAUGAGCUGUUCGGGCCGCUGACGUCACAGCACAAUGGCGACCACGGCGCGGAAGCCGAGCGGGUCUCGUUCUACGGUCGGCGAGUCCAGUAAGAAAAUGUCCAGCGCCUCCGACUGCCUGGGUGUGCUGUUGGAGCUGCUGGUAGACUUUGGAAGAGAGCUCAACUUGGGCGACGCGGCGCUGAGAGUGGACGUCAACGUGGAUGCUGCGAGUCUUCAGUCUUCGGACGCAGCUCACGUUUACAGCUGUUUGCAGCAGCACAUCACUAACUUACAGACUGUGUCAGAAAGCCUGAGGACCCUGACGAAGGCUCACAGUCACACAUUAUUGGCGACUAAGAAGGAGACACCACGUGACGCCGUGUCCACGUCUGCUCUUGAAGACCCGACCCCGUCCGAGCGAGGCCCUCCCCUCCCCGACGCCGCGGCGGCAGCGUCAGACGCGACCAGUGACGUCCUGGUGCAGAUCCGAGCGGGCAAGUCCGAGAUCGAGCGGAGAAUAUCUGCAUUUAUGGAGCGCAAGCAGAUGGAGAUCAAUGAAAACAAUGUGCGCGAGUUUUGCAACGUGAUCGACUGCAAUCAGGCAGAGAACAGUUGUGCCAGAACCGAUGCAGUGUUUACGCCUUACCCGGGAUUUAAAAGCCACGUGAAAGUCACGCGGGUAGUCAACACGUACGGCCCUCAGACGCGCACGGGGGUCCAAGGAGAGGCCUUCGACCAGGCACGGAGCUUGGCCACGCGAGACUGCGGCAAUCCGGCCGUCGAGGAACGCCUCAACAACAUGGAAUUUCACCUCAAACUCCCGACAGCGGGUCCGGUUCCAUUGAGCGUCUACCAGAGGUUGAAGAAGCUGGAGGACCGCAUCCUGCAGUUGGAGGGACUCUCACCAGAAUACUUCCAGUCCUCAAACCUGGCGCACAAACGACUCAAGACGUCACCCGCUCAGGCCUGCAGCCUGACGGAGUUGGACGAAAAGAUCAACGCCGUCAGAGCGGCCCUGCGAAAGAAAGCCAACGAGUUCAGACCCGAGUACGGCUCAGAGUACCCGCUUUGACCUCAGGUGGAAUACUUGUAAAGUAGAUGGAUUGCUAUUAAGAUGCUGUCGGACUCACUUAUAGUGGGUUUACAUGUGCAAAGCUGGACAGCCAGUUAACAUCAAGUCAUUUACAAAAGGUAAACAUGGAGCUAGCAGUUACACAGCAGAUAAGCACGCAAUAGAACAGCACAUUUAUCAAUAUAAACAAGUAUCAAAUACUUUUAGUUGCAUAUUACUUUCA